AUUUAAGAAUGUCCUAAUUUAUAAAAGCAAUAACUCCAAAGAAAACAUUUAUGGUUGAAAAAGGAUUCUAUUCAAUUAAUUUAGAAGAUGGAACUAUUGAAAAAUUAGGACCUGAAAAGAAAAGUUAUAAGUUACCCUCCUAAUCUUAACAUACAUCUUCAAAAGUUUAAAAAGACUUACUUGCUGCAUAAGGAUAAUAAAAUUAAGGUUCUAAUCAUAGGGUAUUCAAUAUUUUUACUAUAAAUAGUAUAAUUAAUAAGUGAGAAAGGUUUAAGAAAAUACUAGAAAACUUAAUUCAUAAAGGAAUAAUUGA
Messenger RNA from Paramecium sonneborni, 313 nucleotides. NCBI's taxonomy places the organism in Eukaryota, Ciliophora, Oligohymenophorea, Peniculida, Parameciidae. The record is from the annotation of a GenBank genome assembly.